Molecule: messenger RNA, 11988 nt
Organism: Dermacentor silvarum
Lineage: Eukaryota; Metazoa; Arthropoda; Arachnida; Ixodida; Ixodidae
Product: neural proliferation differentiation and control protein 1
Exons: 7
Coding region: 118-1086 (322 amino acids)
Cellular component (GO): membrane
Source: RefSeq, a predicted model, not a curated record
CGACUGUGAGAGGCUUAUCCAAGAUGGCGGACGUGCGGUUUUAGGUGGCGGAUAUGUAUGAGACGUUAGCUUAGACGUUUCUAUGCCAUCCCGCUUAACAUCUAAACGUUGCCGGAUAUGAAAAGGCACACACCUUGGAUCGCAGUCCUUCUACUCUGUGUAACUGCCGAAGUUCGCUCCAGAAACUAUCGGGGACCAUCAUGGCGUUUGCGAAAUGGUAUGCUGCUGGAGCGGAGCUUGCGUCUGCGGCCCAGCUGGACUCCCGAGAGAGGCUGGAACGAUCCAGAAGAACGAAUGGCAGAAGAGCGCCAUUUCAGGCAUGGGGAAAUUAGUCUUUCGAGUGACCGGGAGGCACCUGAACUUGGGGAGCGCAGUAGCCUUGGUGGCCCAUCCAGCGCAGAUGUUGCUGAGAGUGAUGUCUCUGGAUUAGACAACCUUGUUGAUGAGUCUGCCAUUGUAGGGGGUACCUCGAGUGACCAUGGAAGAGUUGAUAAAGCCACCCAGACCAAUUCAUCAGAAGAAGGUGUAGAAUUGGCAGCGCCGCAGGCGAAGGCAUUGAGAGCAGGACCUGAUGAUAGCCAGCACUAUGUCGUGAGGAAAUCAGCCUCCGUUAUCUCCGAUAUUUCUUUUGUAGUGCUUGUAGCAGGUUGCAGCGCGGUCGCUGUAUUUGGAGUGGUUGCGGCUGGUUACUGCUUCUACAAGGUCCAGAAGAAUGCACGUGCAGCUGCUGAUGUGGACUAUCCGGCGUAUGGGGUGACAGGGCCGAACAAAGAAGGGGCUUCUCCAACGGCUGAUCGCAAGCUGGCCCAAAGUGCCCAGAUGUACCAUUUCCAGCACCAGAAGCAGCAAAUGAUUGCCGUAGAGAAGAACCAUACUAAUCGACACACCUCAGCAUCUGAUGUGGAUACUGAGGAGGAAGAAAAUGAGGAAGGUGAUUACACAGUCUACGAGUGUCCUGGCAUGGCCUCGGGUGGCGAGUUGGAAGUCAAAAAUCCACUGUUUCAAGAUGACCAUCCGAUUGUGCUGGCCACACCAGAAGAUUUGGGCAAGACAUGCGAUGAAGAGAGAAAGAAGCGUUCACCCUAAGAAAAAAUGAUGUGCAAGGUGCCUCCUCCUUUGACCCAUUGACCCCUGCGUUGCUGCUCCUAGGUCAUCAGUGAGCACCUGUGGGCUUGUUUACCUGAAACACGUUUCCUUGAAGCGCUAAAAAGAGGUUCUUAAUUUAUGUUUUGUUUUUCUCCCAAGUAAUUUUUAAGCUUAUGUCUGUUGAAGGUGUCAUGAGCAAAGUUACAUAUGAGUUUUUAAGAAAGGGAUGUUGGUUUAGCCCAUGCUUUUAUGAACAGUUUAAACAGCCUUGCAUAUGUAUUUGGUAAACCUUGUCCAAAUCAGUGGACACUCUAGCAGCGUUGUAUGUAUUCCACGUGCAAGGUAAGUGUUUCUAUUUCCUUCUUUGUAUCAAUAUUUUUGGAUGCUUUCGUAAGUUAGGCUAUGCUUUUAUUUUUAUCCUAAAUCCUUAGUUAGUGAGAAGAAUAUGUGACAGAUAAAUGAGACUAACUGUAAACUGCUUAGAAAGUCACUUCUGUCUGUUCACACAAUUGAGAGAAUAAACCCACUUGUCAUUGAUGCUGUAAGUGUGCACAGUUGGAUGACAGUGUGUACUUGUUUGAAAUAUUGGCUAUAAGUCUAUGAAUUCUUUUCAUCUGCAAUAUACUGAGGAACUGUAGCUGCUGCUUAUUGCACAUUGUUGCUGCACCAAAGUGUUUUUUUUCCCCCCUUUUUUUUCUGUUUUUUAUUCUGCAUAUGAUAGUGUUCACAACCACUUCUGUUUACAUUUGCACUUGGCUUUUGCAAGCCAUACUUUUUUUUUUUCUCUCAUAUAAAAGAUAUUGUAUGGUUUAAUGGCAAAAAAAAAUGCAGUGGUUGAUGCUGGGUGCAUUUAUAAGCGUUUUAGCUUGCUGUCCAGCUACUGAUGUCGUAGGCACAUUUGAGUCAACUUUCCAUGUUUGAACUUUUACCUUAUAUAGUUUUUGUCCUGCAUUUAUUUAUCUUUGAUAUUUUUUUCUUUUAAGAGCUUGAAAAAUUUGAAACUGCUGUGUUUUCUUUUGUUAUUAUUUAUGUAUGUACGUUCAUAGUGUUUUGCCAUGCUUACUGCGAUAAACUUUAAAAAGAGUUUUCUAGGCACUUGCUGUCAGACGAUUUUUUUAGAUAUAGUUGUUAAAACAACCCUACUGGUUGUAUAUUCUGCAUUGUUGAACUUAGCUUAGCUUUCACUGGGAAGUGUUGUUUUCCCUAGGGGUGUUGAAGAUGGAAACCAGAGUUUUAUCUCCUGCACUACCAUUCAAAAUUAUGUGAUGUGCUAUGACCCCACAUGUUUAACCUGUUUUUCUCACAAGUGCAUGGUUGUUUUUGCCAGCUUUGAAGGUUGCCUCCUGGCUGUGCAGGACUUUUGUCCAAAAGGAACAGUGUAUGAGUCUUUCAGUUACUGUGCUGUCGCCAUGGGCAUUUUACAACCAGUUUAUAACUCUGCAGUGGCUAAUAAUAAGUGACGUCUGCACCAUAGCUACAUUCCACUUUCAUGAAAUGGACAAUGUGUGCUAUUCAGGGACAACAGUUUUAAAGUUAUAUCAUGCUUUUGGUUGCAGAUAUUAUGUGAUUUAAUUCUUCUAAAGCUCCGAAUGCUUAAUUGUGAUGAUGCAAAGACAUUCAGGGCUGGUAACAGUGUCAGGGGAAUCUGUAGUGUUACACCUUUGGGGGGCCACAAUGAGGCACAUUAUUCUCUCGGAAACAAAUUUGCUCAUUCAAAAGUUCUGUACUGUUGUCACAGAUUUCGGCUCUCUUAUGUGCAACUUAAAAGUGUGUGCAUAGGGCUGCAGUCACACAAAUUUAAACAUACUGCAAACUUUUUUACCUAUGCCAGUACACUACACACAUUUGUCACCACGUGGCUUGAAACUUGGAAGUAACAAGCAGGCCUUGCAAACCAAACAAUCAGCUUUCCUGCAGCACUAGUCCAAUUUCUUUCUUUGGCAUUGAGCGACUUUACAUGAAUGCACACCAAUCAUGCUGCGAGCGCUGUCAGCUGCAUCCAUCUAGUCACACUUUGAUUCUCAACACCUCACAGCUUGUCAUGCAGAUUUAUUCCAGUAUUCACCCAGUGCAGUGUUGAAGCACCAAAGUGAAUGAUAUUCUAUUUUGUAAGUGUAUAUUUGUGUGUCGGAGACUGGUUGCAGUGGAUCUGAAAGACUGAGGAACCUGCUAUUCUUGUACUACAGCCAAAAGCAUUGCAGUCUUUGGCAGUAGUGCAAUAAUUUGCUGAUAGCACAGUAUAUUUUGUAUUUUAUUUUGUAGGCAAUAUUCUUGUCAGCUCCUAGGACUCUCUCUCACUAGCCCUCCCCCCCCCCUUUUUUUUUCCUUCCGGUUUUUGUUUAUGCUGCUAGUUUUAACUGCUUUCUUGUUUUAAAUUUAUUGCUUGCCUCACCUGGCCAGCAUGGAUUACAAAUUAUUAUUGAAGCAGGCAUAUCCCGAUAAGCAGGAGCUCUCUGUUGUUUUACUCUUUUAAUGUCAUGCAGGUACACUGCAAGCACCGUCUUUCCGCUAGUCCUAUUAUUCAGGGUCAAUAGAUAUUGUGCGUAGAGGUAUGUUAUAUAUAUACAUAAAAUAUGCAUGAAUAAAUGUUUAUAUAUUCGGUCUCCCAUCCCUGGCACCCUUCCAGUAUGGGUAUAAAUUAAGAAGUGGACCUUAUUAUGUUAUCUUACAGCCUCAUACCUUUGGAAGCAGGAAACAAGUCUUUGUUUUGCUUGAUUGGCUGUUUGUUUUAAAGUUCUAAUUUUGGUAAGAAACUCGUACCAUUUUUUUGUAGUAUGCUAGCGCACUUUUUUUUUUAUAUGUGUAUAUACAUACCUGCCAAGUCUCCCGGAUUUGGACCAUUUCUUCCGGUUGUACGGUUGAUAGGAAAAUCCCCCGAAAAUUGCAGUUGUGUCCCGUUUCUAUCCGCGUCCAGCGCUUUGCCAGGCCACACUGGCAAAAAGAAUACAACGCAGUUGGAAGUUGAUCGCGCAAAACAUCGUUAGGGUGAACAUUGUUAUGAAAGAAGUAGGGAUACCCUAUACAUGCGCUAUUCCGUUAACCGCGGAGCCGCUUUUUACGCUGACGGGGUGGUUGGGUGCCCUAGUGGCCCUAGUCUCAUUAAGUUAGUGCGCGAAUGCGGCGUUCCGCAACUCGCAACACUCGACUGGCCAUCGUUCUCCUCGGCAUCAGCCGCUCUGGCAUUGCGUAGGCCUACGGUCAGUCGUGGCCUUAACACCAUGGAGCGCUAGCGCAAGAAAUUUUUAAUGUAGGGCUCAGCCGAAGUGACGCUGAGUAUUUUGUUGAUACCACAGAGCAAUGCAGAGUGCGAGAGGCAAUUUAACAUCGGGAAAAAAUAGGACGCAGUGCCGCUCGUCCAUGUUUCACUCGUCUAAGACGCUGGGAAACAUCAUCCUCUCAAAAUGUGAAAGAAAUAAUAUUUAUUACAAUCAAACAUCAUCUGAAGAAUUUUUGGACACCCGCCGUGGUUGCUUAGUGGCUUUGGCAUUGCGCUGCUAAGCAUGAGUUCGCGGGAUCAAAUCUCGGCCGCAUUUGUUGGGGGCGAAGUGCAAAAACGCCCGUGUGCCGUCCUUUGGAUGUACGAACCUCAGGUGGUCGAAAUUAAUUUCCCACAAUGGCGUGCUUUGGAUGGUGGUUGUAGAACCCGAGAAUUUAAUUAGUAACAACGAAAUGCUUGCAAAAAUGAGACCUUGAUGGUCAUGUGGUCAUAUCUGUAACUAAAUUGUGAUUAAGUUCUCCUCUCACUACUAGUCGGUGUUGUAAACGACUGCCCCCCCCCCCCCCCCCCCCCGGCAGCAGGUCUCCCGGGUUUAGUUUCUUCGAACUUGGCAGGUAUGUAUAUAUAUUCAGCAGCAUUAAUAUUCUGUUUAAGCAGUGUGCUUAAUUAAUCGGAAUUGUUUAGACACAUUAUUUGGAAAUCGUGUUCAUUUGGGCUGCUUAGUACAUCUUUAACAGCAGAAUUUAAACAGCGCGACACAAUACACAGAUAAAAACCACAGGACAGCACUCUGUCCUGUGGUUUUUGUAUUUGUCCUGUUUCGUGCUGUUUACAUACCUGUAAAGCUUUUGUACGUAUGUUUUUCUUCAGAUUAUGCAAAUGCUAUUCUCUUGUAUUUAUAGGUAAUAAGGUUCAAAGGUUUUAUCCUAAUUGCUGUGUGUAUGGACUUUAUAUUAUAAAGUUUCGUAAGCAAUUGUGACCUCCUGAUAGGCAACAAUUUGGUGAAAGCAUUAGCAUUUUAUGCUUACAAUUGACAUUGUAGCAAAAUGUUAUAAAAGUGGUGACUAUGUAUUUAAAGAAAAAAUUUUAAGAAUUUUACAAAAAUAAUAGUCACACAGUGGCUGCGGCAGCCUUAACUUCAACACAGGAACAUUUGUGUAGGUUCCACCAUGUUGCCAUAGUAAAAAUAAGGUGGGGGCUGUUUUGUGCAUACUGACCAUUCCAAAUAGACACCAGCAUCAUUUCUGUUAGUUUUGGCACUGCACACUUUAUGGUCAAGUUCAUAUGUUCAUGUUGAUAUGUUGGGUGUGAAAACAAUGGGCAAGAGCAAAACAAAGCAGUGCACACUUGUAGUGUUCUUCUCUGUUCUACGUUCUUAAUGUUGUUUUCAUGGUGAACCUACCAACGUUACAUUUUCACUAUUGCUGUUUUUAGCCUGAGCUGUAAAACUUGCAAUGCCUUGCGUUGGGUUGAUCGCAUCAUGAAAAUGUUGGGCCUCUGGCUAUGCAGAGGGUGGCUUUUCACCCACUGGAAUAGAGCUUGUUUUUCUUUUUUCCUCUCCUUUUGAAUUCAGGAUGCACUGCAACAUGGCAUUAUGCAUCCUAUAUGUUGAAACACAUCUCUCUCUCACUCUUUUUAAUGGCUAAUGAAGAGAAACAAAGGCUUGUGACAUACUGCUUUGACCAACCUACUUAUAUUCUUGAUUGCAACUUGUGCUGCACCCAGGCAAAACAUUUGCACAUGACAUUGUCUUUUUGUAUGUUUGCGUGAGUGUACUUUUCAUUAAGAUCUGGUCAGGGCAUCCGUGCGCACAUGGAAUGCUUGCAGAUUGUGGCAGCCAGUGGCUUUCUUCCUCUCCCCCCCCCCCCCCCCCCCCCCCACUUGGCUAGAAUUACAAUAUGGCAAUAUGCCAUUUUGGGUACCAGUGAAAAAGCUUACAUGAUGACAUAAGCAUACGAGAAUGAAGGUUCAAGUGAAAUUUGUGUCCUUGCUUUUUGAAGUUUGAGAGCUUAAUUACUCAUGCACCAUUCUGCACAUCUUGUAGUUUAAAGCCUCUCAAGUAUACAGAAAUGCUUGCUUUCCUAAUUAAAAUUAUAUUUUUGUGCCAGGGAAAAUCGGCGAAUAAGUCGCAAAAGGCUACUUCUGUAAUGUGCAUAUAAUUAUAUAAAACUUCGUUUUAUGUAUUUACUGGUAUUUCUCCCAGCAUUCCGCCUGCCUGCUGUGUGUUUACAUACCAGUUAAAUUUUUUAAAGCUGUCUCAUGUUUAGCUUCAUUUGUUGCUUUACCAGCUGUAAUAUGUGCUAACAUGUAGUUCAGUAUAAGCUUCAAGCAUCAAUUAGGAGGACAUGACCGGGCCUAUGAGUAAAAAAAGAACCUUAGCAUAUCAUGAUAACACAAGCUCUUGUCUAAUUGAAUACUGAAAAAAAAAAAAAUGUUGAUGUCCAAUUCUUGAUCAUUACUACUGAGAACUCACCUUGGCAAAAAAAUAAUUUGGAGUGUGAAAUUAUGUAUUCAGUACCUGUGUGGUGGAAACAGCUGCCAGAAUGUUUUGUACUGCUUUUGUUGGAUCACUGGCAAAUUGCAGUAAGAUAUGGUUUAGUGGCAGAGCAGACUGACAGCUUUAAUGAAUCUCAUGCAAGCUAAGAGAGAACUGUAUGGUUUAAAGCACAAUGUUAAUUAUGGUUAAAGAGGCUAACACAGGUGUAUGUAGCCACUGAGGCUUAAAGGGCCCCUAAACCACCCAGAGGUCGAAAUUUAGUUGUGUUGAAGUUGUGCACGAGUCUACAGUGAACUUGUAGCGCGAGAAUUUUUCGAAAUGAUGCUGUAAUAGCAGAGCUACACGCGUUUGAUCGAAACACGGCCCCCGCUCGUUUCGCUCUUUCCUUCGCUACUCUCCUCGCCGAGUGCUCCUCGAAAUGUCAUGUGACAUUCCUCGUCGCCAACGCGCUUCUCAAAACACUGUCCAUUUCCAGUUAAGCCUAGAGUGAUUUAAGGCACGUCCGCGCUAACGGCAAAUAUGCCGACGGUGAACCGACCUCCAGUGCCAUAGAACAUCUGCCGCGCAAGAGGUGUCCGAAGUAUAUGGCAGUUCGGCCAGCGCACCGCCCGCUGCACGAUCGAGGCGGAUCCACGGGCCAAUCGACGACGUGCGAAGCUGCGCGCUGCCGGCGACGAAAACAUCGGCUGCAGCUUCUGUUCCAAGCAAAAUUAUUUCCGCUAGAUAAAGCGAUGCAUAAGUUGUACAUUUUAUGAAAAACAAUAUCUGCUGUCAAACGUUUAACAUGAACGAGAGCUCCGAUGCUUGUCGAGCUCAGCUGCAGCGCACGGCUACCGACGGGAGAUGACCGGCUCGGUUGUGCUCGCUUCGCAGCGGACGGCACUCCUAAUAUCAGCGUAUUUUUCUUUUUUGUGUACAAUUAUUGCGAAGAGCGACAACAAUGACACGAAAAUAUUGUGGCUCGUGAGUGUCGGUAAGCCAAUCCAAAGCGCUGUCCGCUUUAGCUUUGAAGAGAACCGGAAAAGGCUUAGCGACGAUAUCUGCGUCAUCGAGCGAUCAGCGGCGGUGAUCGAGGCUGCCGCACAAGGGACGUAUUCUGAAACGUUACACUUCGGCGAUAUUUCGCUUUUCGCCUUCAGAUGCGUGCUCAUUGACUGGUUGAGCAAAAUUUAAUGGCGCCGGGCUCAACCAGCCAAUCAGCUCAUCCAAUUUUGCUAAAACAGCCAAUCAGCACGCGCCUAAAAGUGAAAAGCAAAAUAUCGCCGAAGUGGAACGUUUCAGAAUAUGUCCCCAAAUAAGUCCUGGUCUCAUCCUCUCUACGGCAAGGAAAUCUCGCCGUUCACGGGCAAAACCGCUGUCGAACGGCGGCCCGCGAAUGGCAAACGGCGUGCGGCGACUUACCGUGCUGGUAACGCAAACGGGCCUCAGCCGCGACUCAGCGCUUCUCGGCUACCCGCUGUUGUUGCUGUGCCGGCCCGUGCUCAUGCAAAGCGUGCCGCUAUGGACCCUGUGUUGCGUGCACAUCUAGAAAGGCCAAUACCGUCGAACUCUGUUCACGCAACUAAUCAGAUCGCUAAGCACGACUGUGUCGGAACAUGAGCGAUUUCGCACUUGCGUUGCGGGCUGUAAUUACCGAUUCGCAAGCGCGCACAAGCGAGCAACACGACGAGGAAGAGCAGGGAGCGUGUACCUGCUGACAGACUAACCGGAAAUCUUAGGUUGUUUCUCAACCAAUCGACAUCGUCGACCCAAUUUACAUCACCAGAUGUACCCUGGUGACAUCGUGACGACCGCUGGGAAUAUCGGAAAGGCCAAGAGAGAAGGACAACAUUGUUUUUUUUUUUAUUUUGUGCAGCGUUUGGCUGCAGCGUUUGGCAUCGGUGACCGUGACGGCAUUUUGAACUCGAUGCGCAUGUUUACUUGAAAUGUUCAAGAAAUAUCUCAGGUGGUUUAGGGGCCCUUUAAAUAUGACCUCAAGUGAUUAGAUUCGUAAAGAUUCGUUGGAAGAUGACUUUUAGGCUGUGGAAUUAUUAAAAGGAUGUGGGAAACCAGCAAACCAUUAUUACAGUAUUUCCGUAAAUUGGUCGACACUCUUAUUGACCCUCUUUGCGGCAAUCCCAUGGGCGCUGCCAUGUUUGACCAUGGGGUGACGCGUCCAUUGCUUGCCUCAGCUGCCUCUACAAUGGAAGUACAUGACGCCCUGUGCGCCUCAGGAAACCUCUGUUUCGGGAGAUGUCGUAGACGCUGACUGGGUGGUCGAUACAAAGCUUUGGCCACAGCUUCAGCGGACAUGUAAAAGCGCUUUUGGAGCUCAAUGAGCUUUGUUCAAACGGCGUGAGCAGCGUAAAUGGUGCUUGUUCUAAAAAUGAGGCUAAAAAUGUAUUCCAAGCUAUCCAAGCUUAUCGCUUAGGAAUUGAAUCAAGCUCAGUGUGUUUUGCUCUUAGUUCUUUAUUUUGCACAUACUUAGAAGCAGCUUGUCACGUUUCUGACUCGGUGAAGUUCGUCGGUGCGGUCACUAUCUGAUUAUUUUCUGCCUAAUCGCUCACGGGUGUGCUUAGUUGCAAUACAUUUGUUCUUGCUGCACACAAGGCUUGGAACGUAGCUGUUAUGUUCAUUGUAAUAGCUUGUAGCAAAUAUGUAGUUGUCGCUAGUAACUCGCUGACUCCUGUGGACCGUCGCGAAACAUUCAGAUUCGACCAUUCGUGUGCUGUUGGUGUAGUCACUGUUACCCAUGCUUUGGCGCAUUGGUUCAAGUGUGCGCCCAUUCACAUAUUUUUAAUAUAUUGGUGAUAGUGUGUGCGUAAGUUUGCAUGCGAGUUGGGGUAGAUGUGUGUAAAUAACGUGUGCGAAACUUACUAUGCCAGGUAACGGCGCUACUCCCUUCCUUUGUCAUAGUUUAAUGAGCGGUACUCACUCCUGCCAACGUUCCAGGGUUGAAGUCUUUGGAGGUUAGCGAUAUAAUACUGACAUGAAUUAUUGUGAAAAGUGAAUUGUUUUUUUAUCCACCAGGAAAGUGGUACAUUGAGAAGAGUUGGCAACAGAGGCUGUCCGUAUGUAGCAACGGUCCGGGAAUUCCAUUCCUUAAUAUGCCACUCACUAUUUUUACAGCCAACUACCGCACACGUCUUCCCUUUAUCGUUACACAUUUUGCAGCGUGAAUUGGGCACAGUGCUCUAGCGAACACCUAUUUGCAUUUCUGACACCUGAUCGCACGGAAGCAGGGCAGAAGCGGUAAUGGUUUCGUAUUCGUGUGCUUUCGCUGAGGCAACGUAUGGCGCGCCGCCGAAAGCGCCAUCUUGUUUCUCGAGAACAAACUGCUCCACGAAAAGGGUCAAUACUAUAUGCGAGUGCCCUGUGCGGAAUUGGCAAAGUGCUUCACAGAAUCAGUUUUUCUGCCUGGCAGUUCUUGCAUUCAAAAUGACUGUUGAGAUAAGGUGAAUGUAUUUUUGUUGGGGGAAGUCAUGUAAAAAAACAGUGUCUUUCAGUCAAUUGUUUCAAUAUAUCCUGCCUCUACCCUGAGACGGAGAGCUGUACUUGGGGAUUGAACGUUGGGAUUUCAAGGUUAAUGAUUAGUACAACCAGAUUGUAUAAUCUGCUUCUUCACCCAGUUACUACCUGGCCCAUUGAACAACUCUACUGACUAUAUAUAUAUAUGGUGUUCUUUGUUUAGGUAAUACAGAUUUUUUAAUAAAAAGGCUAUAAGCGCAGCGAACGUGUCAUUUUUGCAGAGUUUCUAGCUGAGGUGGACAUACUUUGCCACUAAUAAUGUGGGCUUCAGAAGACUAACAUUUUUUAGUUAACUUUUUUAUUAGUGCCUUAGGGGCAAUUGUUUAAAUGGCGAAUUUAAAGGCAGUAGCAUAUAAUGCAACCUCAUUUUUUUAAAUCUUGAAAGUCUCACCUAAUUAAAGAUAUUUAUCAAUGGAUUUGGACGAUAAAUCCAGGCAAUAAUAAAAGCAAGCGCCGCGGGAGCACAGAAAAGCUGGCCCCACUAUCACGACAAGCGUGAGGAAGUUUGAAGCCAAACGUCUCGGCCACCGCGGCAGUUACUGAUAUGGUGCGCUUUGCCUGGCAAGCAUGUGCAGCUGUGUGUCAGGUAAGGAUUUGCCACAGCAUGCUAUAAUUCAAACUUCACCCCACACUUCUUUAUGGGGCGCUGCUGUCUGAUGCGCGUGCAGCAGGACGCACUCAGUCUCGAUAUUUCGAUUGAGCUUUGGAAAUUAUGAUGAAUAUCUCGAAUUAUGUGCAAUUUUGGUGGUGUGCAUGGAAAUGUCUGUCUCCAUAUUUGCCAUUUAGACAACUGCUUUCAAGGCACCAAUAAAAAAAAAAAUUAAUUAUUCUUAUGAAGCUCACAUUAUUAGCGGGAAAGCAUGUCCGUCUCGUCUAGGAACUUGUCUACAAAAACACCACAUUUGCUGCGCUCAUUACUUCGUCCUGCAGUGGACAUAAAUAUAGGCUGAUGAUUAUGAUAUACAAAGUAUCUAGCAACCUUGAAAGCAAGGAAAACUUGGAAUUGUCAGAGGUGUGUAGCAAUUGGAAGAAAGCAUGGAAUUGCAAGGGUUGCUACUUUUCGGUUGUGGAGAUUUAAUUUGCUCAAAUAGUUCAGGGAAACCUGGAAAAGUAGAAUUUAGAAGGAUGGAUUUACUGGAUCCUUUAUGUAGAAUCUUGGCACUGUUAUUGUAUGGCCUCAAAUAAGAAGAGCCUAACUCACUUAAUGCUGGUACAGUUUCCUGUUGUUCUUGGAGCGACGUGAUGCCCUGCACCAUUUUUCUCUUAUUCUGGCACGUUGGUUGCACUGAACUGGUUGAAAGUUUGAACUUUUUAGUCAAAAACAUUGGGAAAGUCAUUCUAUUGCCCACCGUGCUGGCUGCAUUGAGCAUGCAUACAUUGGCAACUUAUAUCACUGGUGUUUAAUGUUGCAAAGUGUGCUGCCCUCUGUAGUGGGCUCGUUAAACACCCACUGCACAGCAUUGCAGUUAGUUGCACUUGACAUGUGCUGAUAAGCCAAUUCAUAUCACACUGUGAACAGUUGGCACUGUUGUUGGGAUAGACCCCUCUUUCUUUUAUCUCGUGAAUUCUUACUGUGUCAUAUAUAUAUAUAUAUAUAUAUUAUAUACAAGACUUGUACUAUCCAUUUGUGUCUUGAUCUGUGAAUAUGGUCUUAAGCAUGAAAUAAAAGUUCUGCAAUCUC